AUGGCAUCCUCAGCUCUCAUCUAUACGGCAGCUGCCAUUGGUUUAACUCCUUUCUUGGCCGUACUGUUCUGGAACUACGGACUCCCGACCUUCUUCCGCUUCCUCUCGAGAACCAUCGGCGCCAGUCUUGGAUGGUAUUUGCGACGCAAGACAGAUGGCCGGCGGGCACUUAUUGAGCGACUCUCCAGAGAACAAGAGCAAGAAUUUGAAAAGAGCGGCUCAAAGAAGCCGAGCGACAGUCUAGACGACGAGUGGGAACACAUCGAUCCCUCGACAGCUGGCACAUCCAAGAGCGAGGGAAACCCGGACUGGGAUGGUAUUGUCGGAUUCUUCCACCCCUUUUGCAAUGCUGGAGGCGGUGGUGAGAGAGUCUUGUGGGCAGCCAUUCGCGCUACGCAGAAGAAGUGGCCCAAGGCCAAAUGUGUCGUCUACACUGGUGAUCAUGAUGUGACCAAGGACAAGAUUCUUGAGAGGGUAGAGAAUACCUUUAGUAUUCACAUUCAUCCCCCGACUGUCACAUUUCUCUACCUUUCCACUCGACGAUUCGUUCUUGCAUCGACAUGGCCCCAUUUCACCUUGGCUGGACAGUCCUUGGGCUCACUCAUUCUCGGUUGGGACGCAUUUUCCCUUUUGGUCCCAGAUAUUUUUGUUGAUACCAUGGGCUACGCCUUUGUUCUUGGACUAAGCAAGAUGCUCUUCCCGGAGAUGCCAACCGGCGCAUAUGUCCACUACCCGACCAUUUCGACGGACAUGAUUGAGUCGCUCGAUCCAGAGAGUCCCCUUGGCAGCCGAGGAGUCAAUGCAGGCCAGGGAGCAGGUCUCAAGGGACUUGUGAAGCGAUACUACUGGAAUAUCUUUGCAGCUGUCUAUUGUUGGAUGGGAGCUUCGAUAGAUGUGGUGAUGACAAACUCUACGUGGACUCAGGCACAUAUUAAGAAGCUCUGGGGUCCCCGCCGUGCCAAGAGGUCUAGAGAACAUCCCAUUGUUGUCGUCUACCCCCCUUGCGCUGUCAGAGAGCUGGAAAGGGAGAUUGAAAUUUCGGAAGAGAGCGAGAAGCAGCGAGAGAAAGCGCUUCUCUACAUUGCCCAGUUCCGUCCCGAGAAGAAUCACAGUUUGAUUGUAAACUCUUUUGCCGAGUUGGUCAACAGUGGCUCGGAGGCAUCGAAGAAUACCCGGCUAGUGCUUGUUGGAAGCGUUCGUGAUGACAGCGACUCUAAACGCGUCUACCAGCUGCGUCUUCUGGUCAAUGAACUCGGAAUUAAGGAUCGUGUCACAUUCCAACUGGAUGCGAGCUGGCCUGAUAUUCUUCAAUGGCUACGCAAGGCUUACAUUGGUGUCAACGGCAUGUGGAACGAGCACUUUGGUAUCGGCUGCGUCGAGUACCAGGCAGCUGGUCUCAUCGGAGUUGUGCACAACAGUGGUGGCCCCAAGCUUGAUAUCUUCACCGAGGUUGAUGGCGAACCCACAGGUUUCCAUGCAACCACCGCAUCUGAAUUUGCUCAAGGUUAUGACAAGGCCCUGUCUCUACCCAACCCCCUGUCGGUGAGAAAGCGGGCACGAGUCUCUUCCAUGAGGUUCACCGAGGAAGAAUUCGCAAGAAGGUGGCUUGCACAGAUGAACACACUGGUAGGGAUGAAGAACUGA
Messenger RNA from Pestalotiopsis fici W106-1, 1644 nucleotides. RefSeq names its product GDP-Man:Man(3)GlcNAc(2)-PP-Dol alpha-1,2-mannosyltransferase. The coding region runs from base 1 to 1644 and encodes 547 amino acids. Gene Ontology annotation, cellular component: endoplasmic reticulum membrane. The record is from RefSeq and is a predicted model, not a curated record. The transcript is spliced from 3 exons. Gene Ontology annotation, molecular function: GDP-Man:Man(3)GlcNAc(2)-PP-Dol alpha-1,2-mannosyltransferase activity. NCBI's taxonomy places the organism in Eukaryota, Fungi, Ascomycota, Sordariomycetes, Amphisphaeriales, Sporocadaceae. Gene Ontology annotation, biological process: protein N-linked glycosylation.